AUGACAAAAGGGUUCUAUGGUCAAAGAUGGAAAACAUUUUUAAUUUCUGGUUUGCCCUUGGGCCCCCAGGACUCCACCGUGGUGUGUAAGAAGAAGUGCUCCCACCCUGGUGGCUGCAUCAGAGGGGAGGAGAUGUGUUGUGAAGAGUGCCUCCUGCGCAUGCCUCCGGAGGACAUCAAGGUGUGCAAGUUUGGCAACAAGAUUUUCCGGGAUGGAGAGAUGUGGUCCUCUGUUAACUGCACCAUCUGUGCUUGUGUGAAAGGCAAGACAGAGUGUCGAAAGAAGCAGUGUGUUCCCGUCAGCAGCUGCCCGCAGGGUAAAAUUCUCAACAGAAAAGGAUGCUGUCCUAUUUGCACUGAAAAGCCCGGCGUUUGCACGGUAUUCGGAGAUCCCCACUACAACACUUUUGACGGACGGACAUUUAACUUUCAGGGGACGUGUCAGUACGUUUUGACAAAAGACUGCUCCUCCCCUGCCUCGCCCUUCCAGGUGCUGGUGAAGAACGACGCACGCAGGACCCGCUCCUUCUCCUGGACCAAGUCGGUGGACCUGGUGCUGGGCGCCAGCACCGUCAGCCUCCAGCAGCACCUGACCGUGCGCUGGAACGGCUCGCGCAUCGCGCUGCCCUGCCAGGCGCCGCAGUUCCACAUCGACCUGGAUGGCUACCUCUUAAAAGUGACGACCAAAGCAGGUUUGGAAAUAUCCUGGGAUGGAGACAGUUUUGUUGAAGUAAUGGCUGCCCCCCAUCUCAAGGGCAAACUCUGUGGUCUUUGUGGCAACUACAAUGGACAUAAGCGUGAUGACUUAAUUGGUGGAGAUGGAAACUUCAAGUUUGAUGUGGAUGACUUUGCUGAGUCCUGGAGGGUAGAGUCCAAUGAGUUCUGCAACAGACCUCAGAGAAAACCAGUGCCUGAACUGUGUCAAGGGACAGUGAAGGUAAAGCUCCGAGCUCAUCGAGAAUGCCAGAAACUCAAAUCCUGGGAGUUUCAGACCUGCCACUCAACUGUGGACUAUGCCACUUUCUACCGGUCCUGCGUGACAGACAUGUGUGAAUGUCCAGUCCAUAAAAACUGUUACUGUGAGUCAUUCCUGGCAUAUACCCGGGCCUGCCAGAGAGAGGGCAUCAGUGUCCACUGGGAGCCUCAGCAGAACUGUGCAGCUACCCAGUGUAAGCACGGGGCUGUGUAUGAUACCUGUGGCCCAGGAUGUCCCAAGACCUGUGACAACUGGAAUGAGAUCGGUCCAUGCAAUAAGCCGUGCAUUGCAGGCUGCCACUGUCCAGCGAACUUGGUCCUUCACAAGGGAAGGUGCAUCAAGCCAGUCCUUUGUCCUCAGCGGUGACCUUUGUUCUGCUCCUAAGACUUUGAAACUUGGUGUCCUUGACACUGAAGUGGAAGAGCCAAUGAAGGACUGUAGUAUUUGUGUGCUGAUUCUUCACAUACACACACACAGAGUAUAUAUGUGUACAUAUAUAGAUAUAUAGAUAUAUUCAGAAACAUUUCAUCAUUUAUAUAAACUAUAGGUGGAUUAUUAUAUGUAUAUUUUUUGCUAUAAGACAUGUAUUAUUUCUAGGAUCCUAACCUGUAAGCCAUUGGAUACAUUGUAUAAAUAAACCAGGUGUUUGUAAUUUAAUAAGGCAGCAUGCAGACAUAUUGGAUGGCUUUAACAUCACACACAUUUGUCAUUUUUAAGAAGUUUUCUAAGAAACCUAAAUUGCCUGCCUGCAUUAAUUUUAGCUUUGAAUCAAGACUUGCAGUUGAGUGGAAAAUGUGUUUCUCUGAAGAAAGGCAAAGUUAUCUAGGGGCAUUUCAUGCUUCCAAGGAGAGGAAUGUAUGCCUGAGAGAGAUGGCUGGUGAUUGGUGACAGGCCCUAAUGGUGCAUGGAAAGCAAGGGAUAGGUUGUUAGACUUUAUUGGGUCGUAGUCCAAUAUUAUUUCUAAAACCGAUUGGCUAGUUGCCAAGAAAUAUAUAUUUGUCAGUUGAGCAUAACCAAAGAAUUGAAUGGUUUCUUGCCAUCUUUGCAUAUUCCUUGAGUCACCUAAUUAUACAUGUGUGUAUGAUGGAUGUGUCCAUUUAUAUGUCACAGUGAGAUUAAAGAAUGGUUGGGUGACAUGUUGGUUUUAUUGAGCAUGAGCAGAUAUUUGGAGAAACUUUUGCACAACAUGUGAGAAAGUAGCCAUUUCUUUGAAUCUUAGAGCAAUUUAGGGUGGGCAAAGAUAAUGAGUUGAUGUAAGCCAUUUACAUUGUGUGACUCUUCUAUGUGUAAAAUGAAAAUCAUUAAUUAUUUCUAGAGGAUUCCUAGCCCAGUGCUAUUUGUUGACUGUUAGUAUGUCAUAAUUAUUAUGCAGGAAAGCCUUUACUGACCAGUUGAUUUAACAUCAGGCCAAACAAACCUGGUCUCUGUACUUGCUCUAAUUUGCUGGUAAUUUACUACUGGUCAUCGUGUGAGCUUUCUGACUCUUGUUUUCAGUUGAAUAAAUGAAAAUGUCAACAAGACAAAACCCACUGAUGUCUAAAAAUACUAUGUUCUACAGUGUAGUAAAUAAAGGGCUUAAUAUUUAAAACAAGGCAUUUUCUCUUGCAAGAUGUGCUGUGUUAUACUUCGUAAAUAAGCCAUAUUGACUUCGGGCUCAUCAAUUUUAUAACAGCGUUAUUUAGAUAUAUUUUAUAUAACCUACAAUACUUAAUUUUUGUAGAGUACUAUUAAUAGACAAGAGCAAAUCCCCAAAUUUUUAACAAUCAGCAUAUUGCCAUUGCCUGUUAGAACAUUUAUGUUCCCUUUACCUAUAUUCAUCACAGCUUAAGUAUUAAUUUGGAUUCUUUACUGGGAUAUCUCUAGUUGUUUGAGUAAACUGACUAAAGCACAGGGUAUAAUAUUGACUGGCUGGGGCACCAGAGAAUGUGGUUGUUAUUGUUUCCCGUGGGUCCUAAAUAUCUUAAUAUUUGGAACGCGAGGUAGCCCGGUCAUUGCUUUAGCGCUGCACUUGGAAAGAGAGCUUUUUAGGGGACUUGGGUUCCAAGUAUAGUUGUGACCUUAUCCACAUUGUUUAAGCAUUUGGAGCCACACUUCUGCUCAUCUGUAACACAAAGAGGCUGGGUAGUGUAUGGGUAAGGUUAAGAAUCAGGAAAACUAGACGCCCUGCCUCCGGUGAGAUUACUUGCACAGAAAUUUGGGACACUUGGAGUUUGCAAAACUCUUACAUUUAUAAUCUCAUGUAUUUCCAAAUGAAAGGAGGGUUAGGGCAAAUCAGUGGACCACUCCUGAUUGGUUCCUUUUUAGAUUAUCUUUAAUUCUUUUAGAUUAUUUUUAAAUUCCUUUCCAGUUCACUCUGGGUUUUCUCUCUAUGAAAGAGGGACGCAGAAAGGAAAAUUGUGGAUGGUUAUUUACUGCUCAUGAUUCAUCCAAGGAGUGAGUGACUCUACCCGGUAAUGCUUAAUAGCCUCUAUCCCAGCAUUUUUAAUCAUGUCUGACCAUGGUGAAUGAGAUGAAGACUCUUCCUCAUGGACCAACUCUGGCAAUUUGGGUGGCUUGAUUACAAGUUUGUGUGAUGUCCUUUAUCCAUGGCUAGUUUAAAGUUUGUACACUUUUUUCAUUCCUAAUCCUAGAAGAAAGAGAAGGCAGAAAGGGCAGAGGAUUAUUCAGGCCUACUAAUCCAAGCAGGCAGCUCCCUGAUGGGGGAGCAUGGGGAAAUGAGCCAAAUGGUCCGUUUGCCAUGUUCUGGUUUUGGCCAUGGGCUAUAGAUGAACAAUGAUUUUAUCAAAUGAUUGAUCAUAAUGGAGAUUAACCAAAUGCUUUGAUGGUAGUGGCCUCAUCUUAUUUACAUGGGAUAUUUUCAAUGGGUUCUCGAGGCCAAACUCCUGCAGAGUUAGAGAACUCGAAAUGAAAAUGUUAUAUUUCACUCUUUAAUAUAUAUAACCCAGGCUAGCAAUUCCUGUUGGCACCAUGGUAUAUAUACAAUUAAAAGAUGGGUUAAUAUCCCUCUAUCUACACAUAUAGAAUCCCUAUUUUAACUAUGCUAUUAGCUAUGAAUAUUGAACUUGACGAGGGACAAAUGCCCUUGAUGAAAAACAAGCACAAUUAUGAUUCCAAUUGCAUGUAGUUGCUGCUCAGUAAAAGUAAGUCCUUUCCCCUCUCCCUGUGAAAAUAGGAAUGUUUAAAGAUUUUUAACGGAAAGUUUUGAACUUGGAAGAAAAAUGCAUAUUGGAUGUUGACAACAGCAAUUAUUUGUGAAAAAGUUGAGAAUCAUCAACUCUUCAAGUGGAAGUUCUCCCCCUGUUAAUUUGUUGAGUAUUGCCUGAGUGUCUGACCACCAGCUUGGACAGGGCAUCUCCUAAUGAAAUGAGAAGAGCCCAGUGGUUGACUCUUCCCCAGCUUUUGUUGAGCAUGGAUAAACCAUUUUGACUGGAAAAUUUUUUCUUAUUAUGACAUGUUUCAGACAUAUAAAAAGGUUUAGAGAAUAAUGUUGUAAACACCCAUAAAUACCCUAAUUAUGAAAAAUAACCUAGUAGGUAGUCAAUAAAUUUUUCUUACAUAAAUAAAAUCAAGCCAAGCCUCAUGGUUGCAACA
Leptonychotes weddellii (Weddell seal) is the source of this 4566-nucleotide messenger RNA. Lineage: Eukaryota; Metazoa; Chordata; Mammalia; Carnivora; Phocidae. The record is from RefSeq and is a predicted model, not a curated record.